Molecule: messenger RNA, 2412 nt
Organism: Suillus subalutaceus
Lineage: Eukaryota; Fungi; Basidiomycota; Agaricomycetes; Boletales; Suillaceae
Product: nucleoporin protein Ndc1-Nup
Exons: 7
Coding region: 138-2072 (644 amino acids)
Biological process (GO): spindle pole body localization; nuclear pore organization
Cellular component (GO): spindle pole body; nuclear pore transmembrane ring
Molecular function (GO): protein-macromolecule adaptor activity
Source: RefSeq, a predicted model, not a curated record
GUGAGCACUUCAAAUUCAAACGUCAACUCAACGCCAACUUCACUUGUCUCUUUCAAAGUUUCACCAAGAACUUUUACUGUCGCCCAUCCUUCUACUGUGGCGACAGAUACUCAGAGUUGGAAUAGUUCAAGGGUACGAUGUCUGCAGGGAUGGGAGAAACUAUGCGAACGCGAGCAAUAACAUCCACACUGACUGCACGCUUGUCCCCGACUGUGCCAUCUGCUUCUCAAACUUAUGAACCCCUUGUUAGGUCUGCUCUUCGACAGCGACUCAUCCACAAUAUAUUCGCGUUCUCCGUUGCAUUCACCCUGGUUGUCGGCAUUCUUUUGGGAGGAGAGGAUGAGACAAGUGCUUUCGCCAGGUUGCUUUCGCCGGGAACUUGGACGAUGGCAUGCCUUAAGUGGUUCGUUGGUGUGUUGCCUGUGAUGGCCAUGAGAAAGAUUUACCUCACCUCUGCCGCCACUCCUGCGACUUCACCAGCCAAGAUGCUCACGAAUGCUAUUGCAAAGCCAAGCACACGACGGUGCUUAGCAGUGUACAUGUCAUGUACAUUGAUGCUUAUCACGCUCUAUAUGAGCUCGUUUACAUCGGAAGAACGUGAAAACCUUCAUUUGAAUAUCUUCGUAAAGUCCAGGAAACAUCCGUACUAUCUUAAUGGUCGACUGCUCUUCCUCGUCCUUGCCCAGUUGUCGCUAGCCGCUAGUUUCUUACUUCGAAACAUCAUGUUAGACCGUUUUGUGUUCAGAUGGACGAAAUCUUUCAACUCAUCGGAACUUCCAUAUUCCCCGAGCAAUCUUCUGAAGCUACUUUUAAAGAUGGCUCUUUUCACCUCAUUUUCAUUGAUGGUGUAUAGCGUCGUUUUUGGUCUAUCGCGGAUGCUUGCCCUUCCACUGCUCUUGAAGCUUCCGGUAGUGAGCAGUAUUGUCCGACCGUUUGUUGCACAUUUUGCAAAGGGUACAUGGACACUAACUCUACCUGUAUUACACUGGUCGCUUUUGGUUCGAUCAUUUAUGAUGGGCCUAGUGACUGUGAUGAGUUGGGAGUUCGCGGAGUCGUUAUUUGACGCGUAUGUUCCCCAGCCGAUCAAAGUUGGCGCCCUUACUGCGGAUCCUAAUGUGACAGUGGUCUCUGGGAUUACAACUCAGGACACGGUGUUCGCACACUUUGCAUACUCUGAGUUAGCAGAGCUGGCUUCGGACGAAUCCUCGGCUGGAAGCACCCGUAGAACAGCCCUAUUUGGUGACCAAAAAUAUAGUCCGACCUUGUGGAAUGUCUUGGCCCGUCAAUCGCUCCUGCGUCUUGGACAGGAUUAUCAAACAUUCUUGCGACGCGGUGCACCGAUCACUCCUCCUGUCGCUGUAGCGCCGGCAAUACCCAAACCCAAGGAUCCACCAUCGACCCCUCUGAUUCGAAAGGCUAUCUUCAAGGCUCCGCGACAAUCUCCCCUUGCCAGUAUGCUGGAUUCAGUUUCGUCAGAUUCGGAGCUCUCAAAGGCUGCCACGGCAGUGGCAGGCGAAAUGGAGGAACGGGCCAGUCAAAUGCACAUUCCGGAGCUCUUCCGGUCUGUGGCGCCGUCAUCUGUAGCUGCCCCAGCAGCCAAUGCUGUCCUGGCUAAACCCACAUCGAGCAUCAUAUCCAGCUUCAUUGCACAGGUGGAAUCACACAGUAGAGAUCUCUUUGUGGGCCGUUGUCCAGCUUGGUUGAAGGAGUCGGCAAUAACAUGGAAUGAAUGGUUUUAUCGAGAGCGCUUGAAUAAGGUCGUUGAAGUUUGCUUGCCAAAUAGGGAACUCGAUGCACUCAUCAUUGAAGCGCUAUCGCGCUUCGUUUGUGCUUCCCUGAGCGAAGAUAGGUAUGGCGUGGUUCAAAGGGACAUACCACGCAUCCUCGAAGCCUUUGUCUCGUUUUUAUCUGCAAUAGAGGAGUAUCAGAUUGAGGUGAACGCGAAAUACACACCACCGACACCGGAUGAACUCUCUCAAGGCGACACAAAAAUACUGGAAGAAAAAGAGAUGAUGCGUUUAGAAGUUGCCAGAGCCGGUGACGUACUGGUCGUUGUCUCAGAUGGUUUGUGACGCUAAAAACCGGGGGUAGCAAACAUCUCGCGGACGUUCGGCGAUAAGCUAGUUGCUUUCAAGUUUCCCCCUCGGACUGCACGGAAGCUACAAUCAUUCGUUGACUAUACUUAGUGUUUCGGCGAGUUACAGUCGUGGAUGAUGAACCGCCCGGGUCCUCCGAAUUUCAGGCGUCCUGAGACUGCUCCUGUAUCAUGCAUCUCGUAGUGGCAGCGUUAUUGACACUUCAGUAACUGAGGGCAAGCAGUCCUCACUGUAUUUAACCUUCGAGCUUCAGAACGUCAGACUAAUAUCUAUUGCAAUCAUACGCAACCAAUAAUACUGUUCGCCAUUUGCUUCA